This is a messenger RNA of Amoebophrya sp. A25, 1213 nucleotides long. The record is from the annotation of a GenBank genome assembly. NCBI's taxonomy places the organism in Eukaryota, Dinophyceae, Syndiniales, Amoebophryaceae.
AUCACAGUGAGGGACUGCGUGCAGGAUCAGCAAUGUAGGGAGGACUAAGUGGUAUGCUUGACUUAACAAUUUUACUUUGACUUUCGCGACACAUUGUGGCUUUCUGAAUUCUAGCACCUUUGCCUUCUCCUGAAUUCUAGCGUCAACAUUUCCUUUACUGAAUUCUAGCACCAUUUCCUUUUUUCUGUUUUGUUCUCCCCAGGACAGAUUAUUGCAACAUCGCUGCUUGGCCAUAUUUUGGAUUUUGGUCAUGCCUUCUUUCGUCUUAUUCAUGUCUUCUUCUAUGAUACGCGUUGAUAGUCUAUUAAGUCUUAAUUAUGCUAGAGAUUUUUGCUUGGGACUGAUCCGUAUCCGACGUCAAAAAUCAUACAGAUUGACAGGGGAGGGAGGGUCCUAGAUCUCACAUCUCCAACGUACAACAUCAACUCCAAAAUGUCUUUGAUCAUUCGAAGCGGACUCCUACGACCUUCGCUGCAGAGCAAACUGUUAUGGUGUUGAGUCUACAUUCUGCUACAACAUAUAUCAAAUGUUAGCGCUUUUCCUGCAGGUAGUACGAGUCAAGAUCAAGUUCUCUUGAUGAAAUGUAGAAUCUUCAUUUUGUUCAAACAACUUUCUCCUGCCACCUCUCUAAACAUCCGCAUCGCAUUCACCUUACUCUCGGCGCCCCUCUUCGGGGUGGAGGGACUUGGUCAACAGAAGGAGGAACAGAUCAUCGGCGACUGGUACGGUGUUCCGAAUGAGGUCGCUACUGGCAGUCCGUCAAAUGCUUUCCUGGAAGUCAAGGACACUUACCUCGAGGAGCUGGUAAUCGAUAUUUUCAAUGAACUGAAUACUAAGCUUGAAGAGGGAGAACUCAGCUCCGAAAAUGUUUCCGAAGUGAUACAAAGACAGUGUGCGAGGUAUGACUGGGAGCAGCUCAGGAAAGAGGCCGCACAACUGACAAAACCGCAGUCCUUGCCUUAUGGUGGCACGAUGCCAAUGCAUACAGCUCGCCAGGGGACCCGGUGUAUGGUCGUGACUCGCCUACAGCUGCCUCACAAGGUGCAAGCACUCCGGGAGCCCCCCUCCCUUGAGGUCCUCCACCUUUCUGCAGCCCACCCGCGCCGCGCCUCCCCUUCUCGUCUUCGGCCGAUGCUUCUUCAGCUGAACUCCCUGGAGCGAGGGCCGCCGUUGUGAGUCAGGCUCAGGCGCAGGCCGGCGCUGCCGUCAGACC